AUGAUGGUUCCUGACUUUGACAAUUUCCCGGCCCUGCCUACCAGCACGGGCAUCGCGCCGAUCCCCACCGUGGUCCCUGGAACUCCACUGAUCCAGGAGCUCGGCGACACCGGAAAGCGGACUCUCUGGGUUGUAGCGGUUCUCAUGGCCAUCUCCUCGGUCGUCUUCUACUUCCUCGCAGCCCGAGCCCCUCUGCCCAAGCGGGUCCUUCACACCACCAGCGCUUUAAUCACCACAAUCUCCUUCAUCACCUACCUUGCCCUCGCCACGGGCCAAGGAAUCGCAUUUAAAGAAGAGGCGAUCACCCACCACAACAAACACGUCCCAAAUACCCACACCACCACCCUCCGCCAAGUUCUCUGGCUCCGCUACCACCCCCUGCUCUUCACCAACUUCGCCUUGAUCUCCGGUCUUCCCGGCGCGAACCUCCUCGCCGCCAUCGCAGCUAACUAUGUCAUGCUUGCUGCGGGACUCCUGGGCACGUUUGCCGGACACACCAAGGCGAGAUGGGCCUGGCUGACGCUUUCCUGUAUCGGAUACCUGGUUGUCCUGAAUCAUGCCGGAUUCCAAGCUCAGCGCGCAGCACAGCGUAAGGAUGCGCCGUUCAGACGAUUCUUCGGUGCAUUCUCGGGUACUUCGCUGGUCAUUUUCGCACUAUUCCCGAUCUCCCUCGCGGCUGGAUCCCUAGCCUUGAAGGUCAGCGUCGAUACCGAGACAGUCCUUUUCGCCGUUCUGGACAUCUUUACACAAGGUAUCGUGGGUUAUUGGUUGUUGCUGACCCAUGACACUUCGUCCGGGCUGUAUGUGACCCCAUUUCCCUCCAUUGAGGAUGCGUUACUAACUGGAUACAGUGUUGCCUUGACUGGCUUCUGGGCCCACGGCGCCGGCGGCGAGGGUAACAUUCGCCUGGCGGAUGAAGAGGGCGCGUAG
Penicillium atrosanguineum is the source of this 930-nucleotide messenger RNA. RefSeq lists its product as uncharacterized. Bases 1 to 930 code for a protein of 309 amino acids. Gene Ontology annotation, cellular component: plasma membrane; endoplasmic reticulum. The transcript has 5 exons. NCBI's taxonomy places the organism in Eukaryota, Fungi, Ascomycota, Eurotiomycetes, Eurotiales, Aspergillaceae. The record is from RefSeq and is a predicted model, not a curated record.